Zootermopsis nevadensis is the source of this 2110-nucleotide messenger RNA. The record is from RefSeq and is a predicted model, not a curated record. Lineage: Eukaryota; Metazoa; Arthropoda; Insecta; Blattodea; Termopsidae.
UACUGCUCAGGCCGCUUUACCCCACGCAAAAGACCUUCUCAUAGGUGUCAUUGUACCGGAGGGUGGGUAGGUCGUGAAUCCGUCUCUGAGUGUUGUAGCGCAAAAGAAAAAUUCAUACAGCUGCCAGGAAUCGAGCGGUGGCCGUCUACCUCGUGGUCGCCCUGCAAGGACAUGCGAAUCCAAAUGCCUGUAACAAUGCUGCUGUCUUCCCUAAACAGCGAGCUGGUUCAGCUGGUAGUUAUAAGUGAAUCAGUUCACGGCCUACUAGAUAUGACCGGUCGUCUGAUAAUAAAGUCAUCGUCCGUGGAACUUCCUUUGUGGGGGCAGCUGUCAUGUGAGGGUGCCGCGACGCCGAUGGGCUCCAGAGAACAAAUUAAAUCAUCUGCUGCUCGGAUCGGUGACACGGGGGUUGGGCGAGGAGCAUCAUUAACCCUCCUGGCGGCACUUCCCCUCACACGUAAUUCAACCAUGUGCCUCACUGACUCUAAAACUGCAUGGGCAGCAGAAAAUUCCACACACAGAAGGAGAAGACAGUCACAAACGUCGUCUUUUGAAAAGUAUGUGGGAAACAUGAAGAUUAUAUGAAGACAAGUCUUCCGGGACGUUGCACUGUGUAAUCUCCAGGACGUUCAUCGACGUUUCAGAGGCGUCCAUCAAAAAGCAACAAUAAAAUGCUUAGUUUUGUUGAUGAAGUUGAUAAAAUAACUCAUUUACAACAAGACUCACCGAGUGGUGGGGGGGAUGAGAACUGCGCAGGACCAAAGGGAUGUGUUUAACCAGCGAGCAGCAAAAUUAACUAGCUUGAUAGCAAUGAUGCAAAGGGGGAAUUUGGCAACACCGGACGCCCAUUUACUACAAAACCAAUUCUACUCUUGUAGUCCAUGCAGACAUCCUUAUUGCAAAUCCCCUCUGCUCUCGCUGCAUCAGUCAGUGGGAUGCUGAAUGGCGUUCAGUGGCGUGAAGAUUAAUACUACAAAGCGCACAUGAUGGACUCCACAGGCAUCCCUCGCCAAACCGGCGGUUACGUUCUUGAUAAAACAUCAUUUCUGUGGCGAAUUUCAAUUUUGAAAACUGUACCCAAAUUCAGAUCCAAGCUGGUUUCAUAAAUGAAACCCUGGCAUUCGUUUGCAACAUGUGAAGACAAUCAGGACAAACGUCAGACAGAACAGAAGGUCCAUGGAAACUUAAGCACAAGAGAGUGAGCGAGAGUAUUUAAACUGUGCUCGGACCAUAACAUUGCAUAAGAGACAUUAAAUGAUAGCUUAGAACAUAUUUAUUGCUGUACACUGGCAGGCCUAUAUCAGUUCUAAGAGUUUAAAGGUCAAAUCAACACAGAUCACACACCCCUGCCCCUUCAGAAUUGAUUUUUUAUGAGAUUGUAGUCCCAAUGGAGACUUAACUACUCUGCCAAAUUUUACUUCCUUAUGGCCAGUAGAUUCUUGACAGCAGACAAAGAAGAGGCCUUCAUGUCUGCACGCCACUGGCAAGUAACGAUGACAAGCAUUCGGCCAAUGGAACAGUCAAGAUACCGGACAAAGCAAUCUCAAGACGAGCGCGUGCCGGUCAGACUGAGAAUUGAUUUUUCACACUGUCUCGUAAUUGUCCGUCCAUCAUCGUUCAGUACAGUCGGUUCAUACAGAACAACGCAUUCAUUUCAAUGUUCCCGAAUAUGGCAACUGGGGUUCAUUGCACGCUUUUCGUUCGUUACGCACUACGUCGAAUUGCUUGACUCCCCCCCAUCCCCGCGUGCUCUUCAAGAAGACGCUUGGAAACAGAGCGAAUACAAGAUUUGGAGUCGAAAAAAAGGAACACGGGCAAUGAGCAGCUAAGACUAUAUUUUUAGUGUUUCGGUUUGCUUUGUUUGUUUCUUAGUUUAUUUAAUAACACUUACUCAACUGCAUAGGCUGUGUAGUGUCAAAUCAUAAGCUGCUUGUUAAUUACGGAUUUGAAAGUAUGUGGAAGCAUGCGAUCAUGGCGCCUCCUGCCUUCUGCCAGUUGACACAGAAGAACUGAGGAAAACACGGAAAGAUCAGGACAGCCGGCCAUAGAACGGAGAAUCGAGUUCAGAAUCUCCCGAACAUGAAGGCGCCGUGUUAAUUAUUCAAGCCAU